Molecule: messenger RNA, 428 nt
Organism: Medioppia subpectinata
Lineage: Eukaryota; Metazoa; Arthropoda; Arachnida; Sarcoptiformes; Oppiidae
Source: the annotation of a GenBank genome assembly
GGUACGGAUACGAACCCUGUAUUCAAGAAACUGUCGGCUUUGGGACGAAGAGUGGAUGGCGUUGAGAGCGAACGGGAAGACGAGACUAUUCACGACGAGCCGCCGGCCUCUGCGCUCCACCGCAGGCGAGCUCUCGUACCCCCGAAACUCAUCACUGAUGGCUAUGAAAGCGCUACAGAAGAUGCAGAACCGCAUCCCUUGAAUGCCCCGAACACUAAUUUUCUUGGAGAACCGGUUAAUCACAAGAAUCGUCGCCGCAGUUCUAUUGUAGUGAUCCCUCCGAUGCAGAUCUGUCCGGAUAACUUUGACGGAUCCACACAAUGCCUGUCGUUGGGCGAUGGUAUGUAUCAAAAGUUGCCUUUUUCUUGACAUCAGCCGCACUCUGAACUCCAGACCAAUAAAUCUUAGGCCCGAUUGCAUUGCUGUAC